Giardia duodenalis is the source of this 3177-nucleotide messenger RNA. RefSeq lists its product as uncharacterized. The record is from RefSeq and is a predicted model, not a curated record. NCBI's taxonomy places the organism in Eukaryota, Fornicata, Diplomonadida, Hexamitidae. The transcript has a single exon. The coding region runs from base 1 to 3177 and encodes 1058 amino acids.
AUGCAACAGCAGCAAGACCCACUUGUACGCAUCAAAACAAUCAUGUACACGCGCAGGCCCCGCAUCCUUGAGUUCCUCCAAGAUUUUGAUAAAUUGCGCAGGGGUUUUGUGUCCGUGGAUCAGUUCUUUCGGGCUUUAGAAUCGAUGGGUCUUAUUUUCACCGAUAGCGAACGCUACUAUUUAGAGCAGAAGUAUGCGACUGCCACAUACCCACGGGAGAUCUGUUAUCAAGACGUGGUUGAUGAACUUGAGACGCCUCUCUUAGACCCUUCUCUGGCACCCAAAGGCUCUCUCGCGGGAACUACUGCCGUCUAUUCCACGCUAGUCGUUCCGGAUUUGGAGCUAGACCACUUGACUCCCGAGGAGGACCGCCAGUGCAGAGAGCUUCUGGAGCAGCUGCGGCACUGGGUCCACUGCAGACCCAUCAUUGGGAAACUAUUCUACCAAGAUUUUGACUUGCAUAAGACAGGGCUUGUGACCGCCAAUCAGUUCAUGCGCGGUACAUCAAAUAUGUGGGAGGCCCUUAUACGUAAGUUCCCCACGAAGGAGCAGCUUGAGCUCCUAGCAAAGGCCUUUAAAGCAAAACGACUGGUCGAGUUUCCCACAACCACCCAAACGGAGACUGAGGAUGUCAGAAAAGAGUUUUCCGAUUCCCAUAAAUCUGUGGAGACUAUUUGUGAUUACAGAAUCUUUGUCUCUGCCAUCAAUGCAGACGAGGGGGAUCUGAUGCUGGAUGCUAAAGCUGCGUCUCGUCCCUUCGACAAGGGGUUUGCAAAAUAUUUUGACGGAACUGGUCGGCCAGAUUUCGUCGGAAACACUGGGCUCAAGAGAGUGUUGGAUGCGUGGCUCAAGUUUCGCCCAGACUUUAAAACAUUUCUCUUGGCCCGUGAUACAAUGAAUAGAGGGACUCUUCCGUAUCGUGACUUCUGCUCUGCCUUAGCCUCUGCCCUGACCGACUCUGGGCGGUCGAACGUGGAGUUUGUGGACAUCGAGGAAGCUGCAAAGCAGUUCUUAGUUAGUGAUCCUCUUAACACAUCAGACCCAGAGGGCCUUCCUGUUAACUACCGUAGCUUUUUGGCAGCUAUCCAGAAUGCAACCCUCGACGCCCCCUCCAAGUCUACAAUGUCAGAGGCUAUUAACACAUUUGUUUCCAACGCAGGACACCACUUUGACAAAACCAACACCGCAAAUUUACCUGUACCGAGAGAGAAAGCAUUUACGUUUAACAGCAAACCUAUCGAUUAUGAUCUUGUUAGGAAGUUGCAGGCAUACUUACAUGCACAUCCUGCUCCUCUCCUGCAGCAUUUUUCUAUAUUUGAUAAAAGACAUACGGGUGUGAUAACGUCUCAUCAGUUCAAGCAAGCUCUAUCGGGGAUAGUUUCCAUAACUCCAGAAAGCUACACACCCUCCUGCAUCCCUGUGGACACCAAGGUUCGUACUUCUCCAUUCAUCAGAAAGAACAACGGUCUGACAGAUGCGGAACUAGAGAGGCUUGCAGAGAUGUUUGCCUCUUCCACUGUUUCUGGACGGGGUACAGUGGAGCAGCCGCCGAGCACACCAGCUGUCUUGGCAAAGGGAGGCCUCUAUGUUAAUUAUAAUAACUUUAUAGACUUCAUUUCGAAUCGCUGCGAUGACAUAAUUCCCGAUCGUGAGGCUGUUAGGCGGCCACAUGAUAUCAAUGAUUACCUACUCCCCCACCCAGAUGACGUCGUUUACAAGAUUGCGAAUUCCUUGCAGGUCCGCAACCUGAAGAUUGCAGAUUUCCUUGCGUUAGGUGAAUUUGGUGACGCUCUGCGACCAAAGUCUAUUAUUGGCUGUGUCAAUCUUCGCAACAUUCAGCGGUCUUUGUCCUAUAGUCUCGAUAUAACCCUCACAGAUGCUGAGAUGCUUUCCCUGGGAUAUGCCUUUCCAAAUCCGAUAGACGAGACAAAGACGUUAGCCUAUAUGUAUCCAGCGUCACUUGUUGAACAUGAUGUUACCAACCCGUCCACACAGGCAACUUACAGCACUCCAUAUCCUAGUAGAAUCUUGCGCAAGAAUUUGGACUUAGACCGUAUAACAAAUAGCAUUGAUCAUGCGGAGCUAUGCACAGGCAAGUUAGUCGCAGAUAUUCAGAAGGCAUUUGACGCGUGGAAGCCAACGCGUAUGACAGGAACCUCCUACAAGGUAAAACCCAGUCUGGAUUCGACCACAAGAACAGACCCUGCAGCAGUCAACGAUAUUUUCAACAACGUGUCUGCUUCAAACAAGCAGUACGACAACAUUGGUGACUGUAGCGAAUUCAAAAAUCUGAAUGACAACGAGCGGGUAACCAUCAAGGGUCAAUGGUUCUCGAUUGGAGACCUCAAGCGCUUCUCCCUUCAGGUAAAGAACGGGGAAGUGGACCUACAAACGACAUGUCAAGGAACGAUGUCGUUCUCUCAAGCCGUGUCUUCAGUGACAUCUGAUAACAAUGAAAGGCUUUUCAUGCUGGUGCAAAGAGCAAGUCCAAUCAUCCUCUCGAUUUAUAUAGACUUUCACCAGCGGGCUGGCAGACCUUUGGAUGCCUUCCGAGAGUUUGACAAGUUACGCACGGGAUUUGUCAGCAAAGAUAACUUUGCCAGGGCCUUCGUUAUUGCUAACAUGGAGAAGAUCACUGAUGCUUACCCGCUGUCGUUUAAGUUUCUUAUGGAGCUUUAUACGUGUGUUGACAGUUCAUCGAUUUAUCUGGGCAUGGUUGAUUAUGCCUUUUUCCUCAGAGAUCUCUCCCUCCCCCCAGACUCGUCAAUAUUCCUCUCCCCAGAAGAAGCCAUCGAGCUAAAGAGACUGAAGUAUGGUGAACAGGAACGUCCGAAGAAGGAGGACUAUGCGACUGUCAAGAGGGAAUUCGCUAACGCAGCAAAUAAGCAAAAGUACGAUGCAAGUCUUCAGGGAAUUUUGGAGCAAUUGGGUGAGGUCUGUAGAAACUAUCGCCCCCAGGUUCGGAGCUACUUCGUCAAUUUCGAUAAGGGUCGCAUGGGAAUCUGUGAGAUGUCCAAGCUUGGAAGUGCUCUUACAUUUAUGCACGCAAAUCUUAAUCAAAGCCAAGUUGCCACACUCCAGGACUAUUAUAAAACGGACCGGGUCGGGUUCACAAGCGGAUUUAAGUGGAAGGACUUUGUGACAGACCUAGAGAGUGUUCUCCAAUAUCGUUUAUAG